AUGGCAACUGCUAGACAAAUUUUACAGCAAGAAAUAUUCGACCAAUGCGAUCAAAAACUUUUAGCGUUUGUUGGUGUCAGUAAUGAUUCAAAAAAAAAGAAAUUUGGAUAUUUGUGUUUAUCUGACACUAAAGAACCGCCUUCUAAUAUUUAUAUUCACCAGGUAUAAUUUUAUGACCAAUAAUGAAUACUAUUAUAUGAAUUUAUAUUUUGGUUAAAGAAUAAUUAGUAAAAAAUUAGCAUCUACUUAUUUUACCAAAUAACACCAUAUUAUUGUGUAUAUAUAAUAGGCAACUAGUUCUUCACACUUUUUAUUUAAUAACUGCUUUCAGAUUAAAUUUGACAAUAAAGUUGUGAAAAAAAAAAGAAUUUGGUCAUUAAAUGAAUUAAGCUCUGUCGAUGGAAAAACUUCUUCUCAGGUUGUUCAUAAAUACCUAUAAUUUUUAAUAUAAGUUUAUGAAAAAUAUUUGUUGUUAUUUAUUUGUAUUUAAGGAUUGUUUAGAAAUAGAGUUGACAUUGGAUAAACCAUAUAAAUGGAUAGCCACUAAUAAUCAGGAGCGUAAAAUAUUUUUGAUAUCUUUAUGGAAGGUAAUAUUAAAAACUAUAAUAAUUUAAAAAUAUUAUAAUAUAUUUUUGGUAGUGUAUAAUAAUGGGUUAAUUAAGUUGUUUAAUUUUAGCAAUGUGCAAGCUAUAUAUUUGACAAAAAGCCAGAAUUUAAAAAUUUACCCCUGGACUGGACAUCUGGUGAUUUAGUUGUCCUACCAGCAGAUAGAAAAUCUAAACUUUCUUUAGGUAUUUAUUUAUUUUUACUCUUUUUAAUUAAUUUAAUUUUUAAUAAUUAUUAUAAUAAAAAGAUAACUUGACAUUUACAUAAGGUAUUUAAUUUUAAAUCCUUGGUGUGUUUACUAGUGUUACUUUGUGUACUACAGCUACACAAGUACUUUUUUUUUUUUUAAUUAGCUAGUCUUUAAAAAUUCAGCCCUGAUAAUAAAUGUAUAACCCGAGUAUGUACUCCAUAUACUGUAUACUGUGUAUUAAUUAAUCUGUAAUAAUAUAAAUCACGGACCCUGCAUUUUCAAAGGUAAACUUUUUAUUUAUAAAUUAAGUUACCUUAAAUAUAUUAUACAAUGAUAACAAGCUACAAUUACUGUGUCUACCCUAUGAUAUAAAGUAAUAGAACUACCUGUUACCCAGUAAUAGAUCACAGUUAUCUUCUGGUAGUAAAAAAGAUAUUAAUGUUAUUUAGUCUCUAGAGUUCCCUUAGCAUUUAUUCAUGUAAAAUUUGUAUUACUAUAAAAAUGCUAACCUAAACUUUUAGUAUUCAAGUAUUAAUUUGUUUUUACUGGAAAAAAGUUUGAGUUCUGACAGAGGGGGUUAGACUCAUUGGUCUCUAUUGUAUACACUAUACUUGUUUACAUAAGCCGGUGUUUUAAAAUUUUACUCGAAAAACCCUCUUAAAAUACAUGUUUACAAUUAGUAAAUUCAUGCGCAGGUUUACACAUUCACAUUAUUAAUUAAGACCUCUACUAUUAUUAUGUUAUUGUAAACACAUUUGGAAUAUUUCAGCAACAUUUACUAUAACAGUUUAGCUUUGCCUACUUUUUAAAUUAUACCACAUACUUACAAAUGUAAAAUUUCUUUGAAGCAAUUAUUUUCAAUGGAGCAUGAACGCAUUGUUAGCUUUUAAUUUAACAUUAUUGUUUAGCUGUAUCACCUAUUAUUAGUGCCGAAGACUUUCAGCCUUUAUCUGAAAAAGAAGAACAAGACUUAGAACUAUUAAUGAAAGAAUGUGGAUUUGCUGCAAACGAUGCUAAAGCAUUUACCGAUAUGCUAUCAACUCAAUUAAUGGCUCUUGAUGGAGUAAGUAGUUGCUAAAAUAUAUGUAUUAUGUGUGUAUAUAUAUUUUUAUGUGAGUAAUCUGAAUAGUAUUUUAAGGUCAGAUAAAACCUUAAAUAAUUAUUCUUAGUUCUUACCAUAUAUUUAUAUAUCUAUGUAUAUAUAAAAUCUAAAUACCACUGACACACUGAUCGCUGUAUCUCAAAAACUACUCAACGUACGCUUUUGACAUUUGGAAUAGUGGUUCCUCUAAUACUUUCACAGUGUAAUCAGAAAGGAUUUUUAAAAAUUCAAUCCCUAUGGGGGUUAAAUAGGGGUUUUAUGUAUAUUUGGUAUGAAUAUCUAAUGCUUAUUUAUUUAUUUUUGUUUAUUCAAGGGUUAUCUUGGUGUUAUGCAAAAGAAAACUAUUAUAAUUACUAUUAUUUGCACUAUUAAAAUUUCACAAUAGAACACAUUUAGUCCAUCAAAGGUAGAUUACCCACUUUCCACCUAUUUGUUUUCGUUCAAUUCUGACACGGCCAAAACCAAAAUUUAAUAUUUGUAAAAUAAUAAUAAUACAAAUCGGCAGCUAAAUAGGACAGCUAGUAUAUAUACAUAUAUAUUAAAAAAAAAAAAAAUCUAACAGGUUUAAAUUUAAAAAGGUGUUGAUUAUUAUUGUAAUAAAAUCACACAAAUAAUAUGACUUAACAAUUUAUUUAUUUCAUAAUAUAGGAGAAUGUACAAAGUGUACUUGCUUCAGAACCUCAAGUUACUAAAUUAAUGGAUCAAUUAGAAACAGCAAUACAUGCAAUUGAAAAAGUAGAAUCAGCAUUAGAUUUGUAUGAUGAAACCUUAAGACACGUGCGAGAUACUAUUGAUAAGAUGGAUCAAAAAAAUGCUAAUAUUCAAACAGCUAAUUGUAACAAUGAAAAAUUACUAAAUGAACUUCACAAAGUAAUUGUGAGUACUAAAUAAUUGUCAAAAACAUACAAUAUUUUAGAAAUUAAAGAUUUCCUUUAUUGAAAGCAUCAAUUAGAACUCUCUCCGAAACAUCAGUUGGCAUUAACUGAUGCUGAUUUGACUACACCAGCUGGAUUACAGGAUGCUAUCGCAGCAGCAAAAGAAUUACAAGCUGUGAUGAAUGCACAAAUUCACCCAGCUCUAGUACGAUUAAAAGCUAUACAAGAACAAAAAAGACGAUUUGAAAAAUGGAAAGCAAAAUUUUCACAAAUUUUGUCUAGACAUCUAAAUAAUCUAUUUAUUUAUAUGGUAUAUUUAAAACAAAAACUCAAUUCAACUUUGUAUGAUAAAAAUAAUAUUUUUUUAAUAAUUAGGGAAAUGAUGUUGGAGAAUCAAAAGUGAACUCUAAUAGUGAAUUGACUAUUAUGAAACACACAACACUACAUCGUGAGCUUGCUGCUUAUACAGACCUGAUGCACUGGUGUAAAGCAAUGGAUCGAAAAGCAUUUAUGGCACUUACUAAAGUUUAUACAUCAUCUUUAUCUAAACUCUACGAAAGAGAUAUUAAGUUGUUUUUGGAUGAUGCAAAAUUGCGUAUAAAUGCUGGUAAUUUAGAGAUGUUUAUAAAUAUUCUUAUAACUGAAAAUCCAAGUUCUGUUUUAAAAAAAUGUACAUAUUAUAGGUUAUUUUCAAUUAUUAUAAUAUUUGUAAAUGGAGUAACCUUUUUUUAAAAUAAAUUUAAAUAACUAUUUUUGUUUGCUUUUAAAUAUAAAUUAUAAAUUUAUAAUAUUUAUAUUAUUUAGGUCAUUUAUCAAAUUCAAAAGAAGAUAUUAGAAGAUCAACAGGUCCACCAUCUGAUUGGUUAUUAGGUGUAGAUAGAGAAUUUUGGGCACAAGAAAGUGAUGCUCAAGAACGACAAAGAUUUGACCAAGUAUUGGAAGCAGUUCUUUCUGAACUUGAACCAAUUUGUUUGUCAGAACAAAACUUUUGUGUAUCAUUUUUUCAAUUAGAUAUACUCAGCCCUACCACCAAAGUAAUAGUUUUCAUAAUUUGUAUAUUAUAAAUUACAAUAAUUAUAAAAGUUACUUAAUUAUAAUGAUAUUGUAUUCAUAAUGGCAUGGCAUACUUAUUAUUUUUAAACAUUUUUAGAAUACCCAAACAACUUUGGAUGGAACAGAUGUAAAAUCAACCCCAGACAUAUUACCAUCAUUACCCAAGACAAAAAUUGAGAAAAAAAUUAAUGAAGAAGUUAGAAAAAUGAUGGGUGAAAUCUUUGCAUGUAUUGAACCAGAAUUGAUUGCAUUUAUACAAUAUCAUGAAAGAAUGGAUAGCACGUAAUUUAUUAUCAACCCUUUAGUAUUCCAAUAAGUUAUUUAGAUUUUGUUUAAUAUAAACUAUUAACUGUUUUGUGUUUCUUUAGUUAUUCAAUGGCAGUUUUAGUAAGAUUAGGUCGUCAUGUUAUGUCUGCUAAUGAUACUGGUUCUUUUUUAAGCAUGACCUAUGGAUCUGCGUUAGUACAUGUUAAAAGAAAUUACGAUAAACUCAUGCACGCACAUUUAAAAUCGAUUCAAGAUGUAAGAGUUGCUAAAAAAUCUAAAUGUGGUAUACUUCCUUUUGUAGCUAACUUUGAGGUAAAUAAUAUUUAAUAGAUAUAUCAUUUUAACUAUAGUAUAUUAAGAAUAAUUUUAAAACAUUUUAAUAUUUUAUAAAUAUACAUAUUUUAUUAUUUGCUUUGAAUUAUUAUAGUAUUUUGCUAAAACAGCUGAACAAAUAUUUAAAGAAACUGAACGCCGAACUGAUUUAGAUAAAUGGUAUGUCAAACUCAUAACUGUUAUGUUUGAAACAAUUCAUACAAUUGCUAAUGAGCAUCCUAAAACCCCUGCUGAAGUUAUACGAAUGGGUAGGUCAUGAAAAUGCUUAAAUUUAAACUAUAUAAAGUUGAAUAGUCAUUCUUUUGGUUUAGAGAACUUUCAUCAUUUGUAUGCAUUGCUGUCUCAUUUGAAAAUCUCUAUAUUAGAUCAAUACAGAAAGGAUGCAAAACAAAAGUAUAAUGAGGCAUUAAGUGCUUAUGUAACACGCUAUUUUGGUAGACCUCUUGAAAAACUAAACGUAAGUACAACAGUGGUUUAUUAUUAGAAAUAAAUUAUUAAUAAUAUUUAUUUUGUGUUAAGUUAUUUUUCGAAGGAGUUGAAGCUAAGGUAGCACAAGGUAUUAAAGAAUCAGAAGUUGGAUAUCAAAUGGCUUUCAGUAAACAAGAGUUAAGAAAAGUCACUAAAGAGUAUCAUGGAAGAGAAGUAAAAAAGGGCUUAGAUCAUUUAUACAAAAAAGUGGAAAAACAUCUCAGUGAAGAAGAAAAUUUACUACAAGUAAUCAUGGUUUUAUUUCUAUUUGUGUACUAUAUUUAUGUAUUUCUCAAUUGAAUAUUAACUUAUAUGUUGAUAAUCCAAAAAAAUAAAAACAUUUAUUUUCUAAUAACAAAGACAUAUACUUAACAGGUAGUUUGGAGAGCAAUGCAAGAAGAAUUUAUACAACAAUAUAAGUAUAUUGAAGACUUAAUUCAACGAUGCUAUCCUGGUUCCAUGAUUUCAUUAGAAUUUUCUAUUGAAGAUCUAUUACAAUAUUUUUCAGAAAUUGCUAGAUCACAUUAA
Cinara cedri is the source of this 5422-nucleotide messenger RNA. NCBI's taxonomy places the organism in Eukaryota, Metazoa, Arthropoda, Insecta, Hemiptera, Aphididae. The record is from the annotation of a GenBank genome assembly.